UCCAGCCUGACAACAUCCGUCUCCAGCAGUCUUAGAGUCUUUGCGCAAUGAAGCUCAUCAUCAUACUCGCGCUUCUGGGAGCCUCAGUUGCAGACAAGUCCUUUGGUCCUCGCAAUGGUUAUCAAGCCCCUGGGAACAGGAGGGCUAACGGAGGCAGCAAUGGACGAGCUAACGGCUUCAACGGAGGCAGUGUCAGCAAUAGCUAUAGUGCUCCAUCCAAUGGAAGAUCCAAUGGCUUCGGAAACGGUAAUGCUGUAGGUAACAGUUACAGUGCACCUGCCAACGGUGGAUUGAAUGGUUUCAAUGGAGGAAGCGUUGGCAAUAGCUACAGUGCCCCCAGAAAUGGAGGUUUUAAUGGUGGAAAUGGUCAGACCAACGGCGUCAAUGGAGGCAACGCUUACAGUGCGCCUAGCAACGGCCGCAUCAAUGGAGGCAACGGAGGAAACGGCUACAGCGCCCCUGCCAACGGAGGCUCGAACGGUCUGUCGUCAGCGUACGGAGCUCCCAGUGCUGAAGAGGAGCUCGCCGAACUGGCCGCCAGUCUUCCCGGUGGAGGAGUUCCUGGAGAAGAUUUCCCAGUGCUCUCCGAGGUGCCCGACACCGGCUUCCAGUGUGGAGACCAGGCCUUCUCAGGAUACUACGCUGACGAUGCCGAGGAAGCCAGAUGCCAGGUCUUCCACAUCUGCCAGCUGCGAGAAAGUGGUAAGGUACAGCAAGACUCGUUCCUGUGCCCCAACGGAACCAUCUUCAACCAACAAUAUUUGGUGUGUGACUGGUGGUUCAACUUUGACUGCAGUCAAGCCCAAGGAUUUUAUUCAGUCAACGAACAAAUUGGAAAAGUUGAGAACAAUGGAGCCUCCGGAACCCAAUCGCUCAACAACGGCUAUGCAGCUCCCACUAAUGGACAAAACGGAAAUGGACUUGCUAAUGGCAACGGACAGAACGUAAAUGGUUAUUCCAACGGAAACGGUUCUACUGGCUUAGAUGGUCUAGGCGGAUCGAACGGCAGUCGCCGUAAUGGGUAUGGGCCCUCAGGAAACGGAAAUCAAAAUUCUAACGGCAACGGCAAUGGUGCAAGUAGCAACGGGAACGGCAACAGGUACGGAGCUGGAAACGGCGUCGCACCUGUGGUGGACUUCCGCGCUAGUACUUACUCCAACGUCAACGGCGGCGCACCAAGUGGCACCGGAUAUUAAGAGGAGAGCACCGAGCUCACUGUAGCAAAGAUGUAUAAUUAUUGUGAUUAAUAUCCGCAAUGUUCUUUCACGGCUUAUUUUGAAUCAUCUAAUUUAUUUUUCAUUGAAAGAGUACUACGUAUAUAAUUUUUAUUAUACUUAUGUUUGAUUUCAAAAUGAUUUUUCUGCUCAAGAUGACUUUUAUUCUGACACAUGAGCUCGCUUCUUCGUUUUGAAGCUUUUAAUGCGUGCAAGGAGCAUUUUCCCAUUUAUUUCGUCUUAAUCUUUAAAAUUCACUGUGCGGGCAAAAAAUCUUCUAAUAUAUUGUAGAAUUCUAAAUAAGGCAAUGAGUUUACAAUAGACUCGAUCAUUAUUGAAUAACGGUUAGAAGCGGCGAUGUGCCUAUAUAAAUGAGCUCUAAAUUUUACCGAAGUUAGCAACAUAAUAAAUCUUUCACUGUUU
Messenger RNA from Hyalella azteca, 1637 nucleotides. RefSeq names its product pro-resilin. NCBI's taxonomy places the organism in Eukaryota, Metazoa, Arthropoda, Malacostraca, Amphipoda, Hyalellidae. The record is from RefSeq and is a predicted model, not a curated record. Gene Ontology annotation, cellular component: extracellular region. The transcript is spliced from 2 exons. The coding region runs from base 48 to 1196 and encodes 382 amino acids. Gene Ontology annotation, molecular function: chitin binding.